AUGUAUAUAUCCAGCCAUCCCGCCAUCGUACCGCCCAUCACCAUUAUCACCACACCUUCCCCCAGCCCCGCCUACCUCGCAAACCGCAGGUCCACCGCGUCCAUCAGGCGCAAGCCCGUACCCGUCACCCCUACCAGCCCCGAGUUUGCCCUCGAGCUCUCCGACCUCUCGGGAGGCACUCCCAACGGUUCUGUCCCCUCGGCUCCUGAGCCACCCGUCUACAUACUUUCUGUCGACCCCGCCCUGACAGCUCCGGUCCCCGAGAUCCCUGAAACUCCCACCCGGCCGCCUGCGUACUCUGGGGCCGCCAGGCCGGAGUACCCGUACGACCUGAGCUUGGGGUCGCCGAGUGAGCUCAUGAGCGAGUCUUUGCCUACCUAUGAAGAGGAGAGCUCGAUAGAGCCCAAGACGCUGGCCCAGACGCUCUGGAUGUUCGGCUUCGUCUGUCCUCUCCUUUGGCUCAUCGGGAUGACGAUCUUGUGGGUACCUUUGAGGCCGGUGGAAGACGAAGUCGACCCCGAAAAGGCCCGAAAACUCGAGGAGAUGAUCGUCAUACUCCGCAAGACGGAGCUGAAAUACGCCAAAAGAUGUACAUGGGCGUUUUGUGUAUUCUCUCUUCUGGUGGCUUUGGUCAUCGUCAUUGCGGUGGUCGUGUCAACGCGAUAG
Messenger RNA from Cryptococcus amylolentus CBS 6039, 666 nucleotides. RefSeq lists its product as hypothetical. The transcript has 4 exons. The record is from RefSeq and is a predicted model, not a curated record. Lineage: Eukaryota; Fungi; Basidiomycota; Tremellomycetes; Tremellales; Cryptococcaceae. Bases 1 to 666 code for a protein of 221 amino acids.